Messenger RNA from Cooperia oncophora, 414 nucleotides. The record is from the annotation of a GenBank genome assembly. Lineage: Eukaryota; Metazoa; Nematoda; Chromadorea; Rhabditida; Trichostrongylidae.
AUGAGCGAGACGGAGAAAGAACUGAAGGAAGUCCGUGAUUCCAUGCUUGAGGUCAACAGAGACAUCGAGAAGGAGUGGCGGAAAGAGGGGGGCAGAGUCAGCUCCACUAAAGAGAUGGACGAAUUGAAGGAGAGAAGGAAAAGAUAUCAGUCAAGGGAAUCAAGGCUGGAAAGGGAAAUGCGAGACUUGCAGCUGAGACUAGACCGCGAAAUGGCAGGAGUCAAUCGCGGUCGCGAGGAUCGUCGUCGUCGGACCGGAAGCCACACUCGGGACGAUGAACACAGAAGGAGACGUGGAGGAAGCGCGACAGCGGAGCAUGACAAAGGACGCGAGAGGGCGAGAGAAGGCACACGACCAGACGAUACUCGUGAUGGACGUCGCAGCUCCUCAUCAUCGUCGUCGAAUCGUACCUGA